This is a messenger RNA of Ochotona curzoniae (black-lipped pika), 741 nucleotides long. It is a transcript of the gene DLX4, whose product is annotated as distal-less homeobox 4. Gene Ontology annotation, molecular function: DNA-binding transcription factor activity, RNA polymerase II-specific; RNA polymerase II cis-regulatory region sequence-specific DNA binding. Lineage: Eukaryota; Metazoa; Chordata; Mammalia; Lagomorpha; Ochotonidae. Bases 1 to 741 code for a protein of 246 amino acids. The transcript has 3 exons. The record is from RefSeq and is a predicted model, not a curated record. Gene Ontology annotation, biological process: cell differentiation; embryo development; negative regulation of transcription by RNA polymerase II.
AUGACCUCUUUGCCCUGCCCCUUCCCUGGCCAGGACGCCUCCAAAACUGUCUUCCCGGACCUCGCCCCCCUCCCGUCGUCGGUGGCAGCUGCCUACCCGCUUGGCUUCCCGCCCGCAACCACAACCUCCCCCGACUUGUCCUACUCCGGACUCUACGGCAACCUCCUGUCUUACCCCUGCCCCCGGCCGGCGACCCCCGCAGACUCCUACCUGCCCUGCCUGCAGCCCGCGGCGCCCGCUCAGCCCCUCUGCGGCCCCGCCGAGCACCCGCGUGAUCAGGAGGCAGGCUCAGAGAAGCCACCGCUGCCGCCCCCUUCCCUGGAGCCCUCAGAGCGGAGCCGGCAGGCCCAGGCCAAGAAACUGCGCAAGCCCAGGACCAUCUACUCGAGUCUGCAGCUGCAGCACCUGAACCAGCACUUUCAGCACACGCAGUACCUGGCGCUGCCCGAGAGGGCCCAGCUGGCGGCACAGCUUGGCCUCACGCAGACCCAGGUCAAGAUCUGGUUUCAGAACAAACGCUCCAAAUACAAGAAACUCCUGAAGCAGAACUUUGGUGGGCAAGAAGGAGACUUCCCAGGGAGACCCUCCUCCCUGUCUCCCUGCUCCCCACCUCUUCCAUCCCGCUGGGAUAUGCCCAAGGCAGGAGCCCUGCCCGCUGCUGACAGUGGCUAUGGCAACAGCUUCGAAGCUUGGUGUCAGCAUCACGCCUCAGAUGUCCUGACUCUGCCCCAGAUGCUGUGA